Aspergillus puulaauensis is the source of this 1095-nucleotide messenger RNA. RefSeq lists its product as uncharacterized. Gene Ontology annotation, cellular component: Mis6-Sim4 complex; kinetochore. Bases 1 to 1095 code for a protein of 364 amino acids. The record is from RefSeq and is a predicted model, not a curated record. The transcript is spliced from 2 exons. NCBI's taxonomy places the organism in Eukaryota, Fungi, Ascomycota, Eurotiomycetes, Eurotiales, Aspergillaceae.
AUGGAUCUCAACGACCCAACAACGCAAUUAGAGGAGGAGCUUGACUCCGAAAUAUCUUCAAUUCGCCGCGAAAUCCGCAAGCUCCAGAGACGCCGCCGAUUCCUUGCCUCGAGUAUCCUCUCCUCGGAACCACUCCAGAAAUACAUAAAGACCAGAAAUACCCCUGCACCUGCCAUAUCCAGCUUGAACGAAGACAUAUCCCCGCUUGUCCGCGCAGCAGGCUCACACACCCAAUUGAACCACCACCGCAUCGCUUUCUCAACAACCACCUUCCCAUUUAAAGAUCCAUCGCCGACAACCGACGCCGAUGGUGAGGAUUCAAAGAAUCUACUCGGUGUGCGAAUUGACGUCUGCGUCCGGAACGGCCGCUUCACGAAACCAUACUAUAUCCUUCUGCGCAAGACGCGCGCAGAGCCAGAGAAGGAGGGCCAGAGUACAAUAAGGCUUAGAAUCCACCGGCAUACAAUACCCGCAUUUAUACCAGUCGAACGGUUAGAACGUAUAUUUCUACCUAAUCCGCCCCGAGUGCUUGGUGAUGCCGACGGCAACGGUAGCAGUGAGAACGGUGGCGUCGAGCCGCAGCUGAAGAAAAAGCCGAACACCCCCGUGCCGAAACAGAAUCUGCCGGGACUUACCCGCGAAAUCAGGCGCCAGCUUGUCUCUUGGCAUACCCGGUUGGAUGCGGUUCAUUACCUUCGUGAGCAGAUAGGCAUUGUACGGCGAGAUGCGGACGCCUAUACGGAUGACGGGGAUGACGGACCGUGGGAUCGGGACUUGCUCAAUGAUGUUGGUUUUGAUUCCGGUGACGGAGAUACGCGACUAAGGAAGAACGAGUUUGGAAUUGCGUCGUUCUCGCCGACGGCACUGGAAGCGGCGUAUAUUCGGAUAGAGUGGGAGGAUGGCCGGGUUGGGAGAUUCAAGAUCUCAAAUUCGGGACUCGUUGAGCGAGCAGUAGUUAUCGGCGAUGGCGGAAGAGACAAGGCGCUGGAGGCUACGCUUACUAGGGGAGAUAGGAAGGUGCUCACAGUCCUAGACCGGCUGAGGAAGCACACGCCGCUUAGAAGAGGUAGUGAUACGGCGUCGAUUUCGGAGUAG